AGUAGUCUUCUCAAGUGACAAUUAGCCGUCAUUUUAUAUCUCAUAAUUCUGAAGGAAAUGAGAAACAAGUGAAAAUUUGUCAAAACAAGAGGUACUUUGACGUUGGGAUAAAACCGCUGUAUUAUUUUGUCACCUGGGGAACAGUUCCUUUUACAAAUGGUAUCUAAAUUAUUUGUUUUCCAAUCUACACAAAAAAUAAAUCACUGUGCCUUCACUGCAAUAAUUUUUUUUGUGACCCUAUUGUUGAAGGUGAGAGAAACUUCUCAGGUGUUAGAAUAACCAUGUCGCAUUGAUUUAUUUUAAGUCGACAAAUAGAUUAAUGAGGAUUAAAAUCAAAUAUGAUAAAUUCAUGACGAAUAGUACAACAAAGCAAAAGGCAUAUUUAGUACUCAGGUUAGAUAAAUACCUCUAAAAUGAGUGAAAGUGAACCAAAAUGGGCUUGUGAAUAUUGUACAUAUGAGAAUUAUCCAUCAUCUUUAAAAUGCACUAUGUGCAGAGGUCCGAAACCGUUCAUAAGUGAAGAUAUAUAUCGCCUACAUGGCGAUAAAAUUAAUGUAGAUGAAAACUUUUCUUCCACCAUCGGUUCCGCAGCCGGACCCUUGGAAAACAAAUCAAAAUGCCCUAAGAGACCUACAGAAUAUUGUACCUACAUAAAUUCCUCAAAUAUAUGUAUAUAUUGCGGGUCUACCCCAGUAUCGGCCAAUACUCUGCACGAACAUAUUCAGCCGUUGAAAAUCUCUCAACAUUCUGAUUUAGCCCAAAGUUUAUCUCAACCUAGAAACAAUAGCCCUCCUGCAAGUUUAACCAACCUGGAGAAUUCUAGGAGAACUUCGCAAGCAAAGUGGAUUUGCUCGAUGUGUACUUAUGAAAACUGGCCAAAGUCAGUCAAAUGUGCGAUGUGCGGAUCUAGCAACGGCAGCCAACGAUCCCAAGCCGCCAGUCUUAUAAUGCCUUCUCCGGAUCGAAUUCCAGAAUCUGAUAUCAAUCAGGAUGAUAGAUACAAAGAUUAUAUUUUAGAUACUAGCCAGGGUCAAAACAAUCACGAAAAUGAACGUAAGAUGCGACGUCUCAAGCGAAACGCGGAUUGGAAUUGGUUAAAUGCCUGUAUAGGUGUAAUUGAAGGCGAUCCGAAUCCUGUCGAAGCUUACCUUUCUUCAGGCGGAGAUCCUGCGCGUACCCUUACAGCCUCAGAGGUGGCUAUUUUGAAUAGAAGUUCCGCUUUCGAUGUUGGCCACACCUUAGUACAUUUAGCUAUAAGAUUUCAAAGAGAGGAUUUAUUAGCAGUGUUAUUAUCGCAAAUAGAGGGCUCCGGAUCGGGUGUGAAACGCGUCCCGAGUUACGUAGCUCCCGACAUAGCGGCCGACAUCAGACGCCACUUCUCUUCUACGAUUCGUCAGAGGAAAGGCAAUUUUCCUUGUAAUUUCGUCACGGAAUUCCCCACGUUUACCUUACCAGCAGAAGUCGAUGAAUUACCCGCCCCCGUGCAAGAUCAGCUCUUCGCUGAACUACUGGACAAAGACGCUCAGGAGCAAUUAGAGAAUGACCCUGCCGUGAUCAAUUGGUCUUUAGAUAUUACCGUCCGUCUCGGGUCUAGGCUUUACGCUCUCUGGAACAGAUCUGCAGGAGAUUGCCUGUUGGAUUCUGUCAUGCAAGCCACGUGGGGGGUGUUCGACAGGGACAACAUGCUCAGGAGGGCCUUAGCGGAGAGUCUCGGACAGGGAGGUCAUAUUUUCUAUCCUCGGUGGAAGGAAUAUGAAUCUAGUCACGCCUCUUUCCUGCAGUAUUCCUUGGAGGAGGGCCAGUGGGAGGAGGACUGGACAAGUCUGAUCUCCCUGGCCAGCCAACCGGGUACGAGUCUGGAACAGUUGCAUGUAUUCGCCCUCGCGCAUAUCCUGAGGCGUCCUAUUAUCGUGUACGGCGUGAAAUAUGUCAAAAGUUUCAGGGGAGAAGCCAUUGGAUAUGCCAGGUUUGAGGGUGUAUACUUGCCUCUACUGUGGGAUCAGAGUUUCUGCAUACGCACUCCAAUAGCUCUGGGCUAUACAAGAGGGCAUUUUUCCGCGCUCGUUCCCAUCGAACCUUACAGCAGAAUAGAUUCCAGGCCACCCGUACAACACGGCAACAACAUGAGCCCCGAUCACCUGCGAAGCACCUUCCUGCCGCUAAUGGAUAGGGACAGGAAGCUGUUGCCGAUUCAUUUCUUGAUGGAAUCGGAGUUGGGACGAGAAGAAACGAUCCUGAGGCAGUGGCUGGAUGUGUGCGAGACGGAGGGAGGCAUCUUAGUUGCUCAACAACUGCUGCAUAAAAGACCUUUAUUAGUUGCUCAAAUGGUCGAGGAGUGGCUGAAUCACUACCGGCGUUUGUCACAAAUGACAUCGGCACCAUUUGUCAGGCCAAUUCCGAUACAGGAUUAUUCUAGCGAGGGGGACACGGACGACGAAUAACGCAGGCUUAAGUUCGUGGUUGAUUAGCACGAAACAACUAGUGAUGCUUUAGUACCUAAUGUAAUAAAUUUGUCUCGAGAUGGUGAAUAAUAGAUUUAAAAUUAUAUAGUGUAUAUAGGGUCUUUAGCAGCUGGAAAAAGAUGUUGCACUUAAAGCAUGGGUUUUCGAUUAUAAUUUUCGGGCUGAUCUACACUUAAUUUCGGAGUGCAUUAUUCUUCCUCUUGCCUAUGCAGAUGUUGUAUAGUUUUUUUUUUGUGGGUAGGAUAUAUUUAUUUUUAUAGGUAGCUAAAGUACAAAAUAAAAGGUUUAAAUUAUUAAUGUAAUAUUUCAUCGUAUUUAUUUUUACAAUCGAACGAAUUAAGAGCAGGUGGAUGUACGAGUGACAAAAAGUAACGCUUCGAGUACGUUAACACUAAACCUUAAAAUUUAAUUAUUCCCGUCGGAAUUCGCCGUCUAGCUGCUUUUAAUUUGCGACUCUGUUAUGCUUUAAAUAUAUAAUUUAACCGAAUUGUGAGUUAUUUAUUAUUUUGUUGGGAUGUUUUUCGUUUUGUAGUUGUUCUGUGCUGUAAGAUAUCGUCUAAAGAUGUAGUUAUCGAAACCUUGUAAUUCAUAUUUUAAAAUGAGGUCAAUUUAUUAUAAAUUGUUUUUACAACUGUGUAUUUAAAAAUAGAUUUUCCAAAUAGAAAUUUGAAUUAUUAAUAUUAUGAGAUUUAUUAAACUUACUAUAUCGCAUUGUUAACACUGUUAAAAGAUAUAAUUAUAGAGAAUAAAUAUUUAAAAAAACUCUUUCGAGGUUAUUAAUA
Anoplophora glabripennis (Asian longhorned beetle) is the source of this 3244-nucleotide messenger RNA. It is a transcript of the gene trbd, whose product is annotated as ubiquitin thioesterase trabid. The record is from RefSeq and is a predicted model, not a curated record. Gene Ontology annotation, molecular function: cysteine-type deubiquitinase activity; K63-linked polyubiquitin modification-dependent protein binding. Gene Ontology annotation, cellular component: cytoplasm; nucleus. The transcript is spliced from 10 exons. Bases 414 to 2441 code for a protein of 675 amino acids. Lineage: Eukaryota; Metazoa; Arthropoda; Insecta; Coleoptera; Cerambycidae. Gene Ontology annotation, biological process: protein K33-linked deubiquitination; cytoskeleton organization; protein K29-linked deubiquitination.